AUGACUGCCGAACAGUGCCAACGUUGUAAUAAGAAUGCGGUGGAAGUUAUUUCUAGAAAGGAACUAUUUUGUGCUGAGUGCUUUAGGGUAUUUGUCAUGCAGAAGCAAAGAAAGCAAAUGAUGUCCGAUGAUUAUUACAGAGACAUUUUUAAAGUAAUGUAUAAGGACAAAAUAAGAUCAGCGGAAGAAGCUGAACAACAGAAUAAGAAUUCAACUAUUCUGAUUCCACUUUCCUUUGGAUCGUCCUCACUAAUGAUGUUAGAUAUUGUGCAUUUGACUCUAUUGGAACAAAAGAUGCAGCAUCAAAAGACAGGGUUUAAUGUUGAUGUGCUUAUAUGUUACAGAGAGUCUAAUGACGAGCUACUAACAAAUAUCCAGUCAAACAUAAAGGAACUAUCAACUGUUAGAUAUUCAGAGAAUAAAGAUAAUAUUAGGUUCCACACAUUAUGUUUGGACAGCAUGUUUGAGAUUGAUAAGGAGCUAAUCGAUCAGGUUGUCUUACAUAACGUCGAGUUCACAGGAAGACAAGUAUCUAUUAAUGAGUCCGAGCACGCAAAUCUCUCAUUGCAAACAGUACUGACUAGUUGUCCAAAUCGUUCUACAAAAGAGGAUAUAAUUGAUUUUGUAACUAAGCAUCUGGUGAAGAAAUAUGCAUACCAAAAUGGUCAGAAGGCAAUUCUGUGGGGCCAUUCGAUGACAAGACUUGCGGAUGAAAUUAUUUCCUGCGUUGUUAAAGGAAGAGGUGCGCAAAUAUCAUCAAAGCUAAAUACUACCAAUUUAGACGUCAAUUAUGGAUCAAGAUUCAAAAAUUUGUAUCCACUAAAGGAUAUCCUCCUGACAGAAGUUGAUGCUUACUGUGCUUUAUUUGACUUAUCAAAAUAUUUAAUAAAGUAUGAAUUACAGGAUAGUUUGCUUGUCAAUAAAUUAAAGAAAGAAAAGCAUAUUGGAAAUCAGAGAUUAGCUAAAAAUAUGACCAUCAAUGAACUUGCCCGUAAAUAUUUCAAUGAUAUUGAAGGCGAAUAUUCUAAUGUCAUUGCCACUGUUUUGAGGACUGGUGAUAAAUUAGAUGAACCGCUAGCUACUCUCGGAGAAAAACACUGCCGUAUAUGUAAGUCAACUGUUCAUGAUGAUGUUUCUAAAUGGCUCCGAGACAUUACAGUGAAUGUAGGGCAACCUCUAGAAUCUCAAUUGGAAAGGGAUUUGCAUGAAAAAUGGGCAACUUCUCAUAUUGGGCUCGAAACUACAGCAUAUUAUCAACUGCGUGAUAGAGUGUGGGAACAGGGGGAUGACGUUGAUCUAUGCUAUGGGUGUAUAGUAACUAUGCAAGGCGUAAAAAAUUUGAAUGUGCCGUGGCCAAAGAAUAAUGAACAAGAACUUAAUGAAGUUCUAGCAGAGUACAGUUUGGAAUAA
Nakaseomyces glabratus is the source of this 1410-nucleotide messenger RNA. It is a transcript of the gene NCS2, whose product is annotated as Ncs2p. Gene Ontology annotation, cellular component: cytosol. Lineage: Eukaryota; Fungi; Ascomycota; Saccharomycetes; Saccharomycetales; Saccharomycetaceae. Gene Ontology annotation, molecular function: sulfurtransferase activity; tRNA binding. Gene Ontology annotation, biological process: tRNA wobble position uridine thiolation. The record is from RefSeq and is a predicted model, not a curated record.